UGAAGUCCGUAGCUGGGAGCUGGCAGUAUCUGCAUUAUUUCUACCGUCGUAGCAAAGACAGAGACAAUAUACUGGAUAUUUAGCCAGUAACAAGUAACACACAUUUCUAAUGCCAACGCAUGUUUGGAUAUGAAUUAAAAAGACAGACCGGUUGGGCUAACAUGGAGACGUCGGGGAGAAUAACAACCACGCCAGAUGCCCACGACUUCACAGUGGAAAACGUGGAAAAGGCACUCCACCAGUUGUACUAUGACCCUAACAUAGAGAAUAAGAACCUGGCCCAGAAGUGGCUGAUGCAGGCUCAGGUCUCCCCUCAGGCCUGGCAGUUCUGCUGGGCCCUGCUCUGCCCUGACAAGGUUCCUGAGAUCCAGUACUUUGGGGCUAGUGCCCUCCACACCAAGAUAUCACGCUACUGGUCUGACAUCCCUUCUGACCAGUAUGAGACCCUAAAGACUCAACUCUUCUCCCAGAUCGCCUGCUUCUCCUCCGGGUCCAAGAUGGUGCUGACGCGUCUAUGUGUGGCGCUGGCCUCCCUGGCCCUGAACACCAUGCCAGAGGCAUGGCCAGGCGCCGUGCCAGAGAUGGUACGUGUGUUCCAGGAGGAGGGAGGGGGGGUGGACGGCCGGGCAAGGUGUCUGGCCCUGCUGGAGCUAUUGACCGUCCUGCCUGAAGAGUUCCAGACCAGCCGCCUGCCACAGUACCGCAAGGGACAGGUGCGAGGUGCGUUGGGUCGUGAAUGGGGGUCAGUGUGUCCACUCCUCCAGCAGCUGCUGCGUCGAGGGGACAGUCCCGGGGCAGUGAAGGCCCGUGUCCUGCGCUGUCUGUCCUCCUGGGUGCUGCUGGAUGUCCCUCUCAGUGAGAGUGAAGGACUGGUGGAGGACUGUUUCACUGCUCUACCAGACCCCGAGCUGUUUGAUACCGCCGUGGAGGCUAUUGUCAACGCCAUAUCACAACCCGACUCCCAGAGGUAUGUGAACACCCUGCUGAAGCUGGUUCCCCAGGUCUUGUCCCUGCAGGAGCAGCUGAGAGAGGCCAUCCAGAACGGAGACAUGGAGACAUCACACGGAAUCUGUCGCAUUGCUGUCGCACUGGGCGAGAACCACUCCAGAGCUCUUUUGGAGCAGGUAGAGCACUGGCAGGGUUUUCUGGCUUUGGUCAACAUGAUCAUGUUCUGUACUGGGAUACCAGGACACUACCCAGUCAACGAGACGACCAGCUCCCUCACUCUCACUUUCUGGUACACACUACAGGACGACAUCAUGUCGUUUGACUCUGAGAGACAGGCGGUGUAUCUGCAGGUUUAUAGACCAGUGUAUUUCCAGCUGGUGGAUGUUCUGCUGCAUAAAGCCCAGUUUCCCUCUGACCAGGAGUAUGCAUCAUGGUCCUCAGAUGAGAAGGAGCAGUUCAGAAUCUACAGGGUGGAUAUCUCCGACACUCUGAUGUAUGUGUAUGAGAUGCUAGGAGCUGAGCUGCUCAGUAACCUGUAUGAGAAACUAGGACGAAUACUGACCAACACAGAACAAGCCUCGUCAUGGCAGCAUACAGAAGCGUUGUUAUAUGGGUUCCAGUCGAUAGCGGAGACAAUAGAUGUCAACUACUCUGAUGUCAUCCCAGGCCUGAUUGGACUCAUCCCCAGAAUUAGCAUCAACAACGUCCAACUGGCCGACACCGUUAUGUUCACUAUAGGAGCUCUAGCAGAGUGGUUGGCAGACCACCCAGUUAUGUUGAGUAGUGUUCUACCUCUGGUACUCCAGGCCUUGGGGAACCCAGACCUCUCCGUCUCCUCUGUCUCCACACUCAAGAAGAUCUGCAGAGAAUGCAAAUUCGACCUGCCACCCUACGCUACAAAUAUAGUGGCUGUAUCACAGGAGGUGCUGAUCAAGCAGAUUCACAAGACCAGUCAGUGUAUGUGGCUGAUGCAGGCCUUGGGCUUCCUGCUGUCUGCUCUGCCUGUGGAGGAGAUACUGAGGAACCUGCACUCCCUCAUUACACCCUACAUACAGCAACUUGAGAAACUAGCGGAUGAGACGCCCAACCCAUCCAAUAAACUAGCGAUAAUCCACAUCCUGGGUCUGUUAUCUAAUCUCUUCACUACGCUGGACAUCAGCAAGCAGGAGGACGAAUCAGGAGAGGGCACAGCGCCACCUGUCAAAACAGCCCCGCCACCACCAGGACCUAACCCGGUGGUGGUGGUCCUACAGCAGGUCUUUGCUCUCAUUCAGACGGUCCUCAGCAAGUGGCUCAACGACUCUCAGGUGGUGGAGGCCGUGUGUGCUAUCUUUGAGAAGUCGGUGAGGACUCUCCUCCAUGACUUUGCCCCCAUGGUGUCUCAGCUCAGUGAGAUGCUAGGACAGAUGUACAGUACCAUACCACAAGCUUCAGCACUGGACCUCACACGACAGAUGGUCCAUAUAUUUGCCAGUGAGACGGACAACUUCCCUCCCAUCAAGGCUCUAUUUGAGCUGGUUACCUCGGUAACACUCUCCAUCUUCCAGCAAGGACCCAGGGAUCAUCCUGAUAUUGUUGAUUCAUUUAUGCAACUCCAAGCUCAGGCCCUCAAACGGAAGCCAGAUCUCUUCUUGUCUGAGAGUCUUGACGUGAAAGCUGUGUUCCAUUGUGGAGUACUGUCACUCAAAUUCCCAGAGGCUCCAACAGUGAAGUCUACCUGCUUGUUCUUUACUGAGUUGUUGCCCCGUUGCUCAGAUGUGCCCCCAGUGGCCAGAGUGGUGCAGGAGGAUGGAAAACUACUCCUGCAGGCUGUACUCGAGGCAAUCGGGGGAGGUUCAUCUCGUAGUCUGAUGGACCAGUUUGCUGAGGUGCUGUUCAGUCUCAAUAAGCACUGUUUCCCUCUUCUCACUGUGUGGCUGAAAGAGGCGCUGCAGGCAGCAGGCUUCCCCUCCACUAGGGUCACCACAGAACAGAAGGACACCUUCACCCAACAGAUACUCAGAGAGCGAGUCAAUAAGCGGAGGGUGAAGGACAUAGUAAAGGAGUUUACCCUAGUCUGCAGAGGGCUUCACGGGACCGAGUACGCCGCUGAAUACUGACCCUGACCUUGCAACGACUUCCCCAGGCUGGAUGCCACGGUACCACAGUACCCACAAACCCCUCAACACUGGAGUUUUCCUUGGACGAUUGAAACUAGACCGUCCCCCUAGAACAGAAAACAGCUCCCCAUACAGGCCAACCAUUAGACAAAUGGUGCUCUAUCACACCACUCAACGGUCUGACGAAGGCUGCUCUCCUUCUUUCCUCUCUUUCCCCCUCUCUUUCUCUCCUUCCCUUUUGUGACAUCAACUCCCAGCAUGUCCUCACUUCACCCUCCUUCUCUCCUUUCUCUCUCUGUUGUUGCAUUGGGAUCAUCUGUGGCUCAGAGGCUGUUUCCCUGCUGUUUCCUGGUUGUUUAGCAUCUGAGAUGAUAGUGGUACUGUACCUGCUGUCAGUAGCUAGCUAGUUUACCUUUGUAACUUUGGAAAGAAAACUAAAUAAAUAUACAUUACCAGUCAAAAGUUUGGACACACCUACUCAUUCAAGGUUUUCUUUAUUUUUUACUAUUUUCUGCAUUGUAGAUUAAUAAUGAAGACAUCAAAACUAUGAAAUAACACAUAUAUAU
Messenger RNA from Oncorhynchus gorbuscha (pink salmon), 3613 nucleotides. RefSeq names its product importin 13b (gene ipo13b). Gene Ontology annotation, molecular function: small GTPase binding. The coding region runs from base 120 to 3047 and encodes 975 amino acids. The transcript has 24 exons. NCBI's taxonomy places the organism in Eukaryota, Metazoa, Chordata, Actinopteri, Salmoniformes, Salmonidae. Gene Ontology annotation, biological process: protein import into nucleus. The record is from RefSeq and is a predicted model, not a curated record. Gene Ontology annotation, cellular component: nuclear membrane; cytoplasm.